AUGCCACGCCGGUGCCACACUAAAUCCAGACGGGGUUGCGUACAAUGUAAAGAAAGACAUGUUAAGUGCGAUGAACGACGACCAACAUGCAGCCUCUGUGUCCGUCGUGGAUUAUCAUGCAUCUACGUAGCACCCAGACCCAGAAAAAGACCUUCUUCAAAUGGAGGAUCCCCCAAGAAUAACGGCUCCGACAGAGCAUCAUCUCACUCAAGUGGCUCCGAUCCAGAUGGCUUCUCACGCUUACCACGGUUGAAGGAAAUGAGCCUCUUCUAUCAGUGCUGCGAGUCGACUCUCCCAUCCAUCUCAAAAGAUGAGAAAGGCGGCCAGUUUUGGGAGAAAGUUCCUCAGUUCGCUGUCACACAUGAUCACGUUAUGGAUAGUCUACUCGCGCUGGCUGCUCUUCAUCUUGCCUCUGAGCAGGUCGAUCGCGGCGAGAUCCCCAGCUGGCUGGAGACCGCGUUAACAUACCAGACUCAUGCGACCACUGGUUUGAGGCAGGACCUCGCGACCAACCCACAGAAUAUCGAAGCAUCUUUUAUUUGUUCCUCUAUUAUUCUUAUUCUUGUCACUGCUUACCCCGGCAUUUGUUGGGAUGAUGCACCAACCGAUCCACUGAGUGAGAUCUUGACACUCCGUUCUAUUUUGAGCGGGGCUGCGUUUUUAUGGAUUCAAAUGGUUGGCCCGGAGAGUGGGUGGCUCGAUGAUUGGGUUUAUCGGGAAGGAAAUAACAGGCUCGUGGUGGCUAGAGCAAAAACCAUUUUAAUGAAAUUCCGCACUCUGGCACCCAUUAUCGAAGCCAACCCAGGACCAAAUUCGCAAAUAUAUCGUGAGACAUAUACACUUCUACUUCGGAGUUUAGAAACUUGGCCAUCUGGACAAGGCAGCCUAGUCUGGCCCAUCCGGGUGAGCGAAGAGUUCAUGACCCUCGUGCAGCAAGGAGAUUGGACAGCCUUGAUCUUCAUCUUAUUCCAUGGAUUAGACAGGCAUUUAUCCUCUCAGAAGUGGUAUGCUCGGGACUCAGGAAAAAGAUUGGUCCAUGGUGUCAUUCGGAAAUUCGGGACGACGAUUCCAUUAGAAUGGAUGGAUAUGGUUGACUGGGUUGGGAGAGUGGUUGAGGUAUAA
Molecule: messenger RNA, 1122 nt
Organism: Penicillium angulare
Lineage: Eukaryota; Fungi; Ascomycota; Eurotiomycetes; Eurotiales; Aspergillaceae
Product: Zn(II)2Cys6 transcription factor domain-containing protein
Exons: 3
Coding region: 1-1122 (373 amino acids)
Biological process (GO): regulation of transcription by RNA polymerase II
Molecular function (GO): zinc ion binding; DNA-binding transcription activator activity, RNA polymerase II-specific
Source: RefSeq, a predicted model, not a curated record